AUCCCCUUCUUCUACCAAAAGCUACAACUCAAAGAGCUCUAUCACAAGGGUGACCUGAGAACAUCAAAUCAAAUCAUGGCCGUAGGAUUUAACCGGAUGGUGGUUCUCCUCCUCGUCGCGGCGGCAACUUUGUGGCGAUGCUCGUCCGCUGCCACCUACAUGGUCGGUGACUCAUUGGGUUGGAUCGACCCACCCAAUGCCAAUAUCUAUACUGAUUGGGCUAGCAAUAAAACUUUUGUGGUCGGUGACAUUCUUGUUUUCAACUUUGCAACCGGACGACAUGACGUAACGGAAGUGACAAAAAGUGCUUAUGAUUCUUGCAACGGCAACAAUCCGAUCUCCACCGAGAGCAACAGUCCAGUAAGGAUCACACUCACUUCAGCUGGUAACCGUCACUUCAUCUGCACCAUUCCCGGCCAUUGCAAUAAUGGCCAAAAGUUAUCCGUUACUGUGAGAGCCACAUCUGCUCCAACGCCGCAGCCUAGCUCUCCAGCGCCAUCUCCUGUCCCUGUCUCCGUCCCCGCUCCCUCUAUCAGCCCUGAACCCUCCUCUUCCGAUCGGUCGCCUUCUCCAACACCUAGCUUUACUCCGUCAUCACCUGUCCCGUCGCGUGCUCCCACCCGACAACCCAUGACAUAUGUUGUCGGAGACUCGUUGGGAUGGUCUGUCCCUAACAACCCUACCUUCUACGAAUCCUGGGCUCAGGACAAGACCUUCGUCGUUGGAGACAUUCUCGAGUUCAACUUCGUGAUUCAAACCCACAACGUAGCGAAGGUAACGAAGGACAAUUACGGCAGUUGCAGCGGCGAAUCGCCGAUCUCUAUUUCCACCAACCCGCCGGUCAGAAUCACUCUCUCCGAACCCGGCGAACAUUUCUACAUCUGCACGGUCGCCGGCCACUGCAACAUCGGCCAGAAACUAGCCGUCAACGUCACCGGCAGUGAAGCCACCACUCCUCCGCCUUCAUCUGACACCGUGCCUUCAACUCCAUCUCCAGCAACCGCUCCACCGCCUCCCAGCGCCGCCCCAUCGGUCCGAACCUCUGCGUUUUCCGCAGCUCUUCUCGCCGUCGCCGUUGCCUUGGUGUAUUAGCCGCCGCGGCGUUAAUUAAUCUAAAUUUUUGCUAGGGUUUCUUGGUCUUCGUAUUUAUUAGAUUUAUAAUAAGAUUUUAUUUAUUUUAUCAUAUUUUAUUACACGU
Messenger RNA from Cucurbita maxima (winter squash), 1198 nucleotides. RefSeq names its product blue copper protein-like. The record is from RefSeq and is a predicted model, not a curated record. Lineage: Eukaryota; Viridiplantae; Streptophyta; Magnoliopsida; Cucurbitales; Cucurbitaceae. The transcript has 3 exons. The coding region runs from base 76 to 1092 and encodes 338 amino acids. Gene Ontology annotation, molecular function: electron transfer activity. Gene Ontology annotation, cellular component: plasma membrane.